CGACAUGGGGCGGGGGGGGGCAAUCAAGCGUCUCCUUUUGGAAUCGUUGGAAAAGGGCACAGUUUUAGUUUCAGUCUAAUGGCAUAAGUCAAAGUAUGUGCAGUACCGCGCCUUGGCAUUGAUACUGGACACAAAGUCCGCACUGAUAGGAAUCUAGCAGUGUCCCCGCCUUGAGGUGUGAACCGUGUGUCAGGUGAAACAAGCAGUGUGUAUGUGUGAUUUAAAAUUGCACAUUGAUUCACUGAUCCUGAGCGAAGGAAAGCAGGGAGGGCUCGCUUUACGAGCAUUGCCGACGAGUUCAUUGGGAAACUGUUCACGUCAGCUGCGGGUCAGUCCGCCGUGCUUAAAGCGAUAUAUAGUCAAGUGGAAUAUGGGGAACAGUGGCAGUCAUUAUCCUGGGAUUCCUAGUGGGAAAGGACCAAAUCUUGUUGGAUGUGUUGAUUUGAUGGACGAUCUCACAAUUCAGGGAAGUUUUUUACGCUUGUAUUACCCUUGUGAGCAAGGUGGGAAGCAACAACAGCCACUAUGGAUUCCCAGACAUGAAUAUUACUAUGGACUCGCUGAUUUUCUUAAAUAUAACAGAAAAUGCGUUGAAUAUAUUUUAAAUUAUUUAUAUGGGUCGUACAGAGUUCCUGCGGAGUGGGGUGCCCCAUUUAAAAGUGAUGGAAAAUAUCCUCUAGUUGUUUUCUCUCAUGGCCUUGGAGCUUUCAGGACUCUGUAUUCAGCAAUAUGCAUUGAAGUGGCUUCGCGGGGAUUUGUAGUUGCAGCUGUGGAACACAGGGAUGGAUCAGCUUCAGCAACCUACUACUUUGAGGAGAAAACUAAAACAGUCAAUGAUGUAGGAGAAUCUACCUCAUCCACCAUCUCAACACUUCCUUUAGAUCGGUUGCAGAUGAAAUGGCUUUACUAUAAACCACUUAAAGAGAGAGAACAAGAGUUUUCAUUACGGAAUGUCCAGGUUCAUCAGAGAGCGGAAGAGUGCAUCAAGGCCUUGAAUCUGCUCACUGAUAUAAACAUGGGAAAGCCGGUCCACAAUAUAUUUCCACUAAAAUUUGAUUUCAUUAAAAUGAAGGACACUCUCGAUCUGCAGAAGGUAACUAUUAUGGGCCACUCAUUUGGUGGAGCCACAGUUAUUGAUGCACUCAGCAAAGACCAUCGGUUUCAAUGUGGAGUGGCAUUAGAUGCAUGGAUGUUCCCACUGGAGGAUGAGAUACAUACAAAGGUACAGAAGCCAAUACUGUUCAUCAACUCAGAAAAAUUCCAGUGGGUUGUGAAUAUCCUGAAAAUGAAAAAACUUGAUUCAAACACAGUACAGCGAAAGAUGAUUACAAUCAUGGGAACGGUUCAUCAGAGCUUCCCUGAUUUCACAUUUUUGACUGGCACUUUCUUUGGAAGGAUAUUUCAAUUGAAAGGAACAAUAGAUCCCCUUAUAGCUAUUGAUAUUAGCAACAAAGCUUCUUUAGCAUUCAUGCAAAGACACUUGGGUCUUGAGAAAGAUUUUGAUCAAUGGGACCCUCUUAUUGAUGGGAAAGGAGAACACAUUAUACCAGGCACAAAUAUUCAUUUGCCUUUAACAAAUUCUGAACCCAAGCAAUGACUGUCAAUGUUGAGUGUACUGCAGUAAAAUAAAAAUAAAAAUAAAAUUAGUAUGAACAGAUUUAUCUGCAGUGAACAUUUGCCGUUGUGCAGACCAUUUGCCUUAUGAGCCUAUUACAAGUUGAAUUUAGAAGAUAAGUAUCAUCAGCCAUGUAAUACAGUUUACCUCAACUAUUUCUGUUGAUUUGUAUGUAGAUCUAUUAACCUUUUGGAUAAAUACUACAACAUUCAA
Carcharodon carcharias (great white shark) is the source of this 1828-nucleotide messenger RNA. RefSeq names its product phospholipase A2, group VII (platelet-activating factor acetylhydrolase, plasma) (gene pla2g7). The transcript is spliced from 11 exons. The record is from RefSeq and is a predicted model, not a curated record. NCBI's taxonomy places the organism in Eukaryota, Metazoa, Chordata, Chondrichthyes, Lamniformes, Lamnidae. Bases 212 to 1597 code for a protein of 461 amino acids. Gene Ontology annotation, molecular function: 1-alkyl-2-acetylglycerophosphocholine esterase activity.